Molecule: messenger RNA, 4410 nt
Organism: Styela clava
Lineage: Eukaryota; Metazoa; Chordata; Ascidiacea; Stolidobranchia; Styelidae
Product: ubiquitin-associated and SH3 domain-containing protein B-like
Molecular function (GO): protein binding
Source: RefSeq, a predicted model, not a curated record
UGUUGUUAACUGCUUGGUCGGACGAAACGUUACAGAAAUACAUUUGUGUUAGUGUGCAGCUGGACUCUUUAAUUGGAUAAAAUGCAGUGAUGCUAGGAUAUUGUAGUAUUCAGGAUAUUGAAGACAUGUCGACAUAAUAACAUAGAUAUAUAACAUAAUAAUUUCGGAGAUCGGGCCACAGGACUAAUCUAGGCUAUUUCACCGAAAUUCAGGAUUUAUUCAACACUCCAUUGCCGCCAUUGUGCUGUGAAUGGGACGUGCAGACUUUAGGACAGUUAGACGGAAUUAUGGCAUCAGCGGUGGACAGCAAUGCUUUAUUUUUGCAACAAAAUGCAGCCGACACUUUACUGCGGGACAGUUCUAACUUGCAAGUACUACUCAACAUGGGAUUUCCAAAGCGCAGAGCAUUGAAAGCGUUGGUCGCAACUGGAGGUGCUGGAGUACAAGUUGCAUGUGAUUGGAUCUUUGCUCAUGUUAAUGAUCCAACAUUAGAUCAAGAUUUACCAAGAGAAUAUAUUUUAUAUGCAUGUCCAACAGGGCCACUAGGAGUGGUGCUUGACGAUUUCUGGCAAAAUUCUUUGAUAAAUUGUGGUCGUAACGGAGUACACAACUCAUUUCCUCAUGUGACGUUAUGUGGAUUUUUCAAGUGUAAAGAUGAAAAUGUUCACAAACUUCUCCAAGCCCUAGAAGAGGUUGCGAAACAAUCAACAAAAGAUUUGAAAUUUUCUAAAGUUGGACUCGAUUAUUUUUCAUCGUCAAAUUACGUUGGACUUUUUCUUGAAGAAGCUGCCGCCGACUUUCUUCGAAAAUUUUCUCAGGAAUUUGCUAAUAAAGCUGCUUCUGCCGCAGAUACAGUCGUUGAGCCGCACAGUAACAAACAAUUGCAUUUAACACUUGCAUAUAAAUUCAUUCCAAACCAACUUCAAGGACUUGAAACUCUUGCAAAGAAACUUGAUUUGAACAAACCUAGCCAUUGGGAACUCAGAUUAUAUUCUAAAGAAUCAAGGUUUCCUAAUUGUGAGACACUCCGGGUUCUUUAUCCUUUUUCACCUUCCUCUGAAAAUCAACUCCAGUUAAUAAAUGGAGAUUGUGUUUUCCUCAAUGCCGAUGCACAGAUCUCAAAAAAAUGUAUGGAUGGAUAUUUCUAUGGCACGUCAUGGAUGACUGGAUGCAGUGGAAUGUUUCCGGCAACACACGUUGAAAAAACAACAGAUACCGAAACAUGGACAACGCAUAAGGUUGUUUCCAUCCUUCAUCACAACCAGUCAUUAUCAGACCCAAGAACAAUACAACGUAGAUAUUCUCGAGGUGCUGAUGAGUUUCAUAGUACCGGGUAUAAUUCAUCACAAUCUCUGCUGCAAACACAAAUUCCAUCUGUUCCUGAGAUACCACCUCCCAUUCCCCCCUCUGUCAUCACAAAUGAUGCAAAAGCGAAGUUAUUAUCACCCCACACAAACUCCCAAAGCCCUGCGUCAAAGGAGAAUCAUUUCCAACCAUCCCCAGUUCUGCCUCCCAGGUCCCCAAUGUCCAAUCACAGUGCUCAAGUCACUGCUGUAAAUGGUGAGGCUCCUCCCACUCUUCCUCCAAGAGAAGAAGUCUAUACACAGGUUCAAAAACCUAAAGGCCAAGUUUCAAUCGUUCCGAAAGAUAUUCAAAUGGCUCGAAGGAUUUAUGUAUUCCGACACGCUGAAAGAGUUGAUAUUACUUUUGGAAAAGGAUGGAUUCAGUUAUCUUUUGAUGAUAAAGGAAACUAUCAUCGAAAAAACAUCAACAUGCCUCAAAAAAUUCCUAAAAGGCCAGGUGGCCCUAAAGAUUUUCAUAGAGAUACACCGUUAACUGAAAUGGGUCUCCAUCAGGCUUUCCUUACUGGUCAAGCGUUGAAGCAGAUUGGUGCAUCUGUUUCUAAUGUUUAUGUCAGUCCUUCAUUGAGAUGUAUUGAAACUGCUAAAGGAAUAUUAAAAGGCAUGGAACUAGAACGUCGAUUACCUCUCAGGAUUGAACUUGGACUUUUUGAAUGGAUGAGAUGGAGCCCUGGUGGAUUACCUAAAUUCCUUGAUCACUCUGCAUUGUUGGAAUAUGGCAUAAACGUCGAUCAGGCUUAUAAAUGUAAAUAUCUUCCGCAAGAUAUGCAACAGAAUGAAAAAUGUAACGAAUAUUUUAAACGAUGUCAUAAACUUAUCAGCAGUAUACUAAAGGAAACAUCUGGUGAUAUAUUAAUAUGUGGGCAUGCUGGAUCAUUAGAUGGUUUAUCUCGUGAAUUGCAGGGUUUAAGUCCUCGGCCAAUGACUGAUUUUGUUGGAAUUGUAACUAAGAUUCCAUACUGUGGUUCUGUCGUAUUGGAGGAAAUUUCAUCAGCUGCUAUAUGGGAGUUAAUUGAGCCCCCAUAUCCCUCUCUCACUCAUGCACCCAACCCAAGGUUUGAUUGGAAAAUGAUGGUCAAUUGAUCAUACGGAAUAUAUAUGCAUUGUAAUAACAUUUAAAGAUGAUGUUAUUUGUGCCUAGAAAGAGAUUAUGAACGCAAAGGAAAGAGCGUGUAAAAGCCAAACACCAUGUUAAAUCAUUGAUAAUAAACUUGCCUUGUUAGAAUUCUUAUCAGGUAUUGUAAGAUGUAGUAUAGAGCAUUGAUAUAAUUAUCACAUUCGACGCUCCAAAAGUAUGUGUACCAAUAUGGAGGUAUCUAAAUUUGUUCCCCUUUUUUUCAUCAAGUUGUGUAAAGGACUGCCAGGGGGCAUAUUCACUUGGCUAACACAGACAGUCCCGUCCUUGUAAUAGAACUAAAACAAGGAAAAUCGGAAUAAAAUUAUGGCCUAACCCUAACCUGGUACACAUACUAUGGGAGUACCUCAAAUUCUCCUAGUCCUAGGCAGGUUAUUAUCUGGAACUAGUCAUAUUGGACGACAGAUUCAGAAAAAUAAAAUCCUCCUGCUUCAAGAGAAAGAAAUCAACUAACUUUAGCAAUAUUGGUCUGCAGUUGUUCUAUGAAUAAGGCCGUAUAAACAGUAUGUGAUGAGUGUUUUUCAAACAAGAAAGAUAAGUUAAUUUAAUUUUGCUUGUUUUGUUUUUCUUCCAUUUUUGAGCUAUCGUUUAUUUUUAUCAAUUUCGCCAAAUUGUUUAAAAUACACAAUUUAUAUGCAGUAUAUAUAUUCGCGAAACCAAUCAAGAAAACCCUUUUUUUACUUAUUCUAUGUAUUAUCUUAAUCCAUGACAGUUUCUCAUGGAAAUUACUGAACUGAUGUCUUGUUUCUGAUCAUUAGAAACUCUAUGCAGUUCUUUCUUUUUAAGAGUGUAUGCCAAUACUUACUGUUCAAAAUUUAAAAAUGUCUCCGACAGUCUGGAAAACCUUGGCUUCGACUCUGUACCCUAAUGUUAGGGAAAAUUUUAAAUUAGACUACAGGUUGUGGACUUCAGCCCCGAGAUAAGAGAAAAUCAAAUUUUAUUAGCGAAGAUUUUGUCAUAUUUACCUAAGUCUUUUAUAAUAGAUUGUUAGAAUUCCUAUAAUUGAUGAUUUAUGAACUUGGACUUACCAUCGAUAGUGUGCAAUUCUGACUUUGGGAAAUCCAGAAUUUUGACUUGACUCCGGAAAUUCAAAAAAAAAAACUCCGACUGCCCAGCCCUGGUUGAAAGUAUUUAUUGGUUUGAACACGUGCCUGUGCUGUACUUUUUUCAUCUUUUUUCAAAUUGUUGACAAAUUUUGUAGAAAAUAAGCUGAUUGAAACAAGCUAGUAGUGGUAGAUUAAUGAUUGUCAAGUUGUGAGAUUAUAUCCUGUUUGGGUUUACCUGAUCUGAUCAAUCAGAGAAGAUAAUUUAUAAUACUUGAACUUUGUGUAUGGUUAUAUACGAUAAUUUCAGUAAUAUAGGGUAAUUCACACAAAAAUUAAGUUUUGAAAAUAGUAUUUACAAAACUGGAAAUCGGGGUCAGGUUCAACAAAAAUAGUUAAUGCAUAUUCAAUGAAUUUGGAAAAGCAGGAAAGUUUAGACAGUGACUUGGCUGAUUUACUUUUUUGCUCGACUUAGAAACUUAAAUGGAAGUUUAUUUGUUAAUGCUUUGAGACUUCAAUUGCUCAAAUUGAUAGUUUUUUGAAUGAAUUUGUUCCAAAUUAUUCCUUAAAUAUCAAAUAUAUUUAAAAUAAUAUUUCAUAUUGGUUGAAAUUUUGAACAUCAUUGCAAUGAAGAGAAUACUAAAAUACCUUAGAGAAUUGGGAAGAAUUAUAAAUAUAAAUCCAUUUAAAUUAUGCUGUCUAGAAUGAAUUAUGAAAUUUAAAAUAUGGUGAAUUCUUUUUUGUUAUGUACUGCCCAGAUUGAAUUACAUCCUAUUAUAUUUCACUGUAAACUACCAUGAAACUAUUUAAUAUUAUUAUUUUAUUAUAUAAAAUAUCCAAGUUCAUGAGAUAAAUGGAUGAUAUAACAAGA